GAAUUUCACUUCCGGAGUGACCAAUUUCCCGGCUUUAUCAAUAAUUGAUUGAUUUACACGUUCCCAAGGUGAAAACAUCUGAGAUCACCGGUGAUUACGCCGGACAAACAAUUUUAUUAGAUAUCAGCGAAUAUUGUUUCAUCAUGAGGAGCGAAAGCGCAUUCACGUGAUUGCGCCAAUUACAAUAAUUACGCCUACCUCCGUAGGCUUCGCACGAUUAGGUGCAAGGUCAUUUUACGCUUCUCUUGGUUCAUUCUAGUUCGUCACUCGGCAAUAAAGAUGGUGUGAAUCAAAGUAAAUACAAUUAAUCUACCACAAUCUGGACGUCAGUAGCCUGGGGGUGAUGAUUUGUGCAAAUAACUUUCUGAAUCGCCUGAUUCCGGGAAUUCUCUUCUGAUGUCUUAUUUAAAGUGUUAUCUUGCCUACAACCCAACGUUCGUUUUACAUAACAAUGGCCAAGUGUUAAUAGUGAACUGAAUCAGUGCUCGCUCGACCGUGGAGUGGGUUUUCGUGACAUCAUUGAGAACAUAAACCGCUUCAAAGUUCAUUUUGUGUUGUACGAUUUGCAAUAAAAGAAUUACUGAAAAUGCAUUGAUAACUGGGUGAUAAUUGUGCAUCGCUGAAGGAAUUUAGGGGCAAUUAAGGCUGCGUGAAAUGAUGCAAAAUUGAGUGAACAACCAGCAAGAUGCCAGUCCAAUCACCAAUUAGCAUCAGCAACAGAGAAAUUGAUCACAAAGACGACGUCGAGCCCCUUGAAUAUCACGGACAUUGGGAGCCAAUUGGCAUUGCACGCGUACAAAAUACAGGCACAUCAGCAGUUGUAACAUUUGCCAAGCGCAAAGAACAACCCUUCAUUAUCGGCGGGCCGCUAAAAAAUAAAUACAUUUUCGAACAAUUGCACUUUCAUUGGGCUGAAACUGAUGAAUCAGGCUGUGAACACACGCUCGAAGGAAUCACAUAUGCAAUGGAAGCACAUGCAGUUCAUUAUAACUCAAAAUACUCUAAUUUCAAUGAGGCAAAGAAUAAACCUGACGGUUUGGCUGUUGUAGCGUUCUUUAUCCAGGCAUGUGGCGAAAAAGACUGUCCAGAAUUCAAGAAAAUUACAGAGGGUAUACAUAUUGUAGAAAAGCCCAACACUUCUGCCUCACUUGACUCCGAUUGUCUAUCAUGGAUUGGUCUUCAGGAGUUGAGCAAGCACUACUACACGUACAAAGGGUCUCUGACGACCGCUCCGUACUUUGAGAGUGUCACGUGGAUAAUUUAUAGGACACCGAUUUAUGUAUCGAAAGGGCAGGUUGCAACAUUUCGCAAUCUUCAAUCGUGUCCUAAAGAUGCUAAUAAAAAAAUUGUGAAUAACUUCCGUGAGAUACAAGUGCCGCCCACAAAGCCAGAAGUGAUAUUCGCCCGUAACGUUGUUAAACCGAAAUCAAAGCUUUAAUGUAAGUUGUGGUCAGUUUAUCUUCUCUAGAAUACUAUCGUCUACGGAAGCAAGUACUAUCAUAUCCCAGGGAUCUAUAAAUAAUGAAUAAAUAUGCAUAUGUAUAUUAUACACUAAGUGCUAGAAGAAAAUCAGAUUUUCAUAAACUAAGGACAAUUCUUGGUCGAGUUCUAUUUAAAAACUGUUUGUUUUUUUUUCUUUCAUGGUUGAUGUGUCGUUGUAGAACGAUUUUCGGAGGAAAGUGCGUGUAUUUAGUUAAGAAAACUGAAUUUUUAAGAUGGUGAAAAUAUGUUUGAAAGAUCAUUGUUUUAGCUUCUAGAACGGACGAGUAAUGAAGACAUUAUUUAUAUUUUAAUAUUUUCAAAGUACUUUUUAUAUAUGUAUGUAUAUGCACCAUAAUUAUAGGUUGUGAUAAUAAAACAUGUUGAAAAUGAA
Molecule: messenger RNA, 1873 nt
Organism: Hermetia illucens (black soldier fly)
Lineage: Eukaryota; Metazoa; Arthropoda; Insecta; Diptera; Stratiomyidae
Gene: CAH3
Product: carbonic anhydrase 2
Exons: 4
Coding region: 686-1438 (250 amino acids)
Cellular component (GO): cytoplasm
Molecular function (GO): zinc ion binding; carbonate dehydratase activity
Source: RefSeq, a predicted model, not a curated record